AUGGCAGCUCCACAAGGGGGUUACCCUCCCCAGGAAGGGUAUGCCCAGCCGGGCUAUGGCUCCCCGGACCCUACGCAGCAGGAGUCGCCUGUCCCUCAACAAGGUGCACCCGCGGCCGGCAAGAAGAAGCGAGCAUAUGCUGGUCAGGCAUUUGAGUUUGGAGCAGGUGCCAAUGCUGCGCUUGGAGGACAGCCCGUCGCAGGAGGUGCCUACGAUGCCUACCCUCAGCAACCCCAAGCCAUGGGAUACCAGCAACCGGGAUACGGUGUCGACCAAACCCAGAUGCAACAGCCUAUAGCACCUACUCCGGAUGUUGCGCAAAUGACCAACCAAUUCGGUGGUAUGGGUAUGGCUGAACCGCACCACAUGCCCCCGCCCCAACAGCCGGCAGUUCAGCCUCAGCGCAACGUCCAACUGAACCAGCUCUACCCAACCGACCUCAUUUCGCAACCUUUCAAUGUCGCAGAAUUGGACUACCCCCCACCUCCUAUUAUCCUGCCUCCCGGGACUAGUGUUUACCCAUCCCCCACUGCCAAUUGCCCCACAAAAUACAUGCGGUCGACCUUGAAUGCUGUUCCGACAAAUAACUCCCUCCUUAAGAAGUCCAAGUUGCCCUUCGCUUUGGUUAUUCAGCCUUAUGGCGCACUCCACGAUGCCGAGGACCCCAUUCCUGUGAUCCCCGACCAGGUCAUUUCACGAUGCAGACGCUGCCGCUCUUAUAUUAACCCCUUCGUCACUUUCCUCGACCACGGUCACCGCUGGCGUUGUAACAUGUGCAACCUGACAAACGAUGUCCCCCAGGCAUUUGAUUGGGAUUCGACCUUGCAGAAGCCCGCAGACCGAUCCUUGCGUGCCGACCUGAACCACAGCAUGGUCGAGUUUGUUGCUCCCCAGGAAUACAUGGUCCGCCCUCCUCAGCCGCUCGUUUACCUGUUCUUGCUUGACGUCAGCUAUUCCUCCGUGGCCAGUGGUCUUUUGGCUACCAGCGCCCGGUGCAUUAAGGAGAGUCUUGAUCGGAUCCCCAACGCAGACCGACGAACCCGCCUUGGUUUCAUCGCCGUCGAUUCAAGCCUGCACUACUUCAGCAUUCCUCGAGAUGGCUCCGAAAGCUCCGAAUCACGCAUGUUGGUGGUCAGCGACCUUGAUGAGCCCUUCCUGCCCAUCCCCACAGACCUGCUGGUGACGCUGAGCGAAUGCCGGGAGAAUGUGGACUCUUUCCUUGACAAGCUGCAGGAGAUGUUCCAGAACACCCAGAAUAACAGCUGCGCCAUGGGAUCCGCUCUGCGGGCUGGAUACCAACUCAUCUCUCCCGUGGGUGGUAAGGUCAUUGUUCUGAGCGCAUCGCUGCCCAACAUCGGUCACGGCGCUCUCACAAUGCGCGAGGAUAAGAAGGUGCUCGGCACCAGCAAGGAAUCGGCUCUUCUACAGACGGGCAACUCUUUCUACAAGAGCUUUGCUGUCGAAUGUUCCAAGGCUCAAGUGUCAGUGGACAUGUUCCUUUUCUCGUCCCAAUACCAGGAUGUGGCCUCCUUGAGCAACUUGCCUCGUUACACUGGUGGCCAGACUUACUUCUACCCCGGAUGGAACGCUGCUCGAACGGAGGAUGCUAUGAAGUUCGCGCGCGAGUUCUCCGACCACUUGUCAUCCGAAAUUGGGUUGGAGGCCGUUCUCCGCGUUCGUGCCACUACCGGCCUGCGCAUGAACACCUUCUACGGAAACUUCUUCAACCGCAGUUCCGAUCUCUGUGCUUUCCCGGCCUUCCCUCGCGACCAAGCGUACGUUGUUGAGGUGGCUAUCGACGAGACAGUAACCAAGCCAGUGGUGUGCUUGCAAGCCGCCGUUCUACACACCACCUGCAACGGUGAGCGUCGUAUUCGCGUCCUCACCCUGGCACUCCCGACCACUCAAAACCUGGCCGAUAUCUACGCUUCCGCUGACCAGCAAGCCGUGGCCACCUUCUUCAGCCACAAAGCUGUGGAGCGUACUUUGAGCAGUGGCCUUGAUGCGGCCCGUGAGGCUUUGCAGGCCAAGGUGAUUGAGCUGUUGACGACCUACCGCAAAGAACUUGCUGGUGGUAGCGUGAGCGGCGGUGGUCUCCAGUUCCCUGCUAACCUCCGCGGUCUGCCUGUUUUGUUCCUCUCCAUGAUGAAGAAUCUUGGUCUUCGCAAGUCUGCUCAGAUCCCAACGGAUAUGCGAUCUGCCGCAUUGUGCCUGUUGUCGACUCUGCCUUUGCCUCUUCUUAUCCAAUACAUCUACCCUAAGAUGUACUCGCUCCAUGACAUGCCCGACUCCGCGGGUGUGCCGGACCCUCAGACCGGGGAGAUCAUUCUUCCUCCCCCGGUCAACCUGUCCUCGCAGCGUCUCGCCCCGUACGGUCUGUACCUGAUCGACGAUGGACAAACCCAGUUCUUGUGGGUCGGCCGUGAGGCGGUGCCCCAACUCAUCGAGGACGUGUUUGGCGUACCCGACCGCACCCAGCUGCGGGUGGGCAAGCAGAUCCUGCCUGAAAUAGACAACGAGUUCAGCCAGCGGCUACGGGCUGUGGUGGAGAAGAGCCGGGACCACCGGUCCAAGGGGGCGGGCAGCAUUAUUGUGCCUCACUUGUAUGUGGUGCGCGAGGAUGGAGAGCCUGGUCUGCGUCUUUGGGCGCAGACGAUGUUGGUGGAGGAUCGGGCGGAUCAGAGUGUGAGCUUGGAUCAAUGGAUGACCACUCUCCGGGAGAAGGUUGUGCAAUAA
Molecule: messenger RNA, 2736 nt
Organism: Penicillium odoratum
Lineage: Eukaryota; Fungi; Ascomycota; Eurotiomycetes; Eurotiales; Aspergillaceae
Product: COPII subunit SEC24
Exons: 4
Coding region: 1-2736 (911 amino acids)
Biological process (GO): endoplasmic reticulum to Golgi vesicle-mediated transport; intracellular protein transport; COPII-coated vesicle cargo loading
Cellular component (GO): endoplasmic reticulum exit site; COPII vesicle coat
Molecular function (GO): SNARE binding; zinc ion binding
Source: RefSeq, a predicted model, not a curated record